AUGGGCCCCACUCCAUGCCGAAACCUCCAUUGGGUAUUCAAGGUGGGUGACCGCACUGCUACUAUUCGCUUCUAUGAGGACGUCCUGCUGAUGAAGCCGUUGCGGCACGAGGAGUUUACGGAGGGCUGUGCGGCGGCCUGCAACGGGCCGUACGACGGCAUGUGGUCAAAGACCAUGAUCGGGUACGGCCCCGAGGACGACAACUUCGUGCUGGAGUUGACGUACAACUACGGUGUCAAGUCAUACGAGCUGGGCAACGAUUACAUGGGCAUCACCAUCCGCAGCAAGCGCGUGUACGGCAAUAUACAGGUCCCCUGCGUUGAGGUGGCGGCGCCUGAUGGCUACCGCUUCUGGGUGCAGGACGAAGAACCCCAGCUGCCCGGCCCCUCCUCCUCCUCCCCGUCCUCCCCGCCCUGCCCCAUGACGGAGCUGAGGCUGCAUGUGACGGACUUGGAGAGGUCACUAGCCUUCUGGUCGGGCUUCCUGGGCUUCUCCUCGCGGCGGCCAGCUCCAGGGGAGGCCCUCCUCAGCUGCGGACCUGGGCAGUGCGAGCUGAGGCUGGUGCAGCUGCCGCAGGGACAGCCACUGCAGCGUGGCACCGCCUUCGGCCGUGUGGCGUUCGCCUGUCCAGGGGAGCAGCUACAGCAGCUUGAGGCGGAUGUACGGGCGGCUGGGUACACCGUACACACGCCGUACGUGUCCCUCGACACUCCUGGCAAGGCCACCGUUCAGGUGGUGAUCCUGCAGGACCCGGACGGCCACGAGAUUUGCUUCGUGGGUGAUGCGGGCUUCCGGGAGCUGUCCGUAUGGGACCCCUCUGCUUCCCGGCUGCUGGCAGAGGCGCUGGAGAAGGACAGGAGCGCCGAGUGGUUCAAGCAGCGCGAAGAGAGAGAGGCACGCAUGCGGGCCAAGGGCGUGUGA
Messenger RNA from Volvox carteri f. nagariensis, 921 nucleotides. RefSeq lists its product as uncharacterized. NCBI's taxonomy places the organism in Eukaryota, Viridiplantae, Chlorophyta, Chlorophyceae, Chlamydomonadales, Volvocaceae. The coding region runs from base 1 to 921 and encodes 306 amino acids. The transcript is spliced from 9 exons. The record is from RefSeq and is a predicted model, not a curated record.